Molecule: messenger RNA, 1293 nt
Organism: Pistacia vera
Lineage: Eukaryota; Viridiplantae; Streptophyta; Magnoliopsida; Sapindales; Anacardiaceae
Product: bZIP transcription factor 60
Exons: 3
Coding region: 145-1062 (305 amino acids)
Biological process (GO): regulation of DNA-templated transcription
Molecular function (GO): DNA-binding transcription factor activity
Source: RefSeq, a predicted model, not a curated record
CGCGUCAAAGACUGCCGAUAUAUUAGGCAGCCUUUGAGCAUUUAUGAAACGAAAUAAUUCUCUGUAGGUUUAACCAUAGUCUUCUUUCUUCUUCUUAUAUUUGUUCAUUUUUCUUUCAAUUUUUGUUUUUAUUUUUGAUAGUAAAUGGAUAUGGAAGAUAACGUCUUUAUCGAAUGUGACAUCGAUUGGAACGAUCUUUUCUCGGAGUUGUCGGAUCCAUCACCGGUGGAGACUUUCUCGAAUCCCUCAUCUGAUGUUUCGGUAUCUUCAUGGGCGGCGGAGGUCGAGAGUUUGUUAAUGAAGGAUAAUGAUGACGAUUUAGAGCCGCUGAAUCAGCAAUCGCUCGACGAUUUCUUUUCAGAUAUACUUGUUGAUUCUCCUGCUCCUUGUGCGGAGGUCGUUGACGUGGCAACUGAUAAAGAUUCUAAUGUUUCCGAUGAAUCUGUUCCUGUUACCCCGGAGGAGGAAGAGAAGCUGGUUCACGAAUUAGAAGCCAACGACAACAACAAUAACAGCGAAAAUAACACCAGUAACAAUGAUAAUGAUGAUGACGCUGGCGCUGACGAUCCCAUCUCCAAGAAACGGAGAAGGCAGUUGAGAAAUAGGGAUGCAGCAGUUAGAUCGAGGGAGAGAAAGAAGAUGUUUGUGAAGGAUCUUGAGAUGAAGAGUAGGUACUUAGAAGGUGAAUGCAGGAAACUGGGGCGGUUGCUUCAGUGUGUUGUUGCAGAGAAUCAAGCUCUUCGUCUUAGUUUACAAAAGGGCAAUGCAUUUGGUGCAUCCUCGGCCAAGCAGGAGUCUGCCGUGCUCUUGUUGGAAUCCCUGCUGUUGGGUUCCCUGCUUUGGUUCCUGGGCACCAUGUGCCUGUUUACCCUGCCCACACUAAUCCAGACAAAUCUGGAGUUGGUUCCACUAGAAAACGUGGAAGAGAAAGCUCCAGGAAAUCUAGCUCCAAGAGGAGCAGGAACUAAGGUUUUGAUAUUCUCAGUGUUAAAAUCUCGGAGAUGCAAAGCUUCAAGGACAAAGAUGAAAAUGAGAGAUGAUAUUCCUAGAGUUUUGGCAUGAGAGUUACUUUACUAGUGCCCCUAUCGAAUCUUUUAUUAUGAGGGGAUGGUGAAGGUUAAAAUAUUAGGGAGCAGUUUUAAUGCUACAGUAGUAGUAACCGGUGCUGUCAAUAAGAACCAUGAUGUGUUAUAGAACUCUGUUCUCUGUGCUUUCGUUUUAAGUUAUUUUUGUAUGAUAGUAUUGAUAGUUUCUUAUUUGGGUUCAUGAGGUAAUAUUUUAUAAUUUUGUUCC